CCUGCCGCCUUGCUGCCAGCCUUCCCCUCUCCAUGUUUGGAGAUAUCAGAAUGUUAACAACUCUCUGUGCUCUAGCCCAGCUGGAUGUGGUGCUGGACUACCUGUCGUAUUGCUCCAGCUUCAGUGCAGGUCCAGUCUCAGCCCUCCUGUGCCCUGGGUUGUCCAUUGGGUGAGCCGGAGGUGUUCCGACCAGCUCUAGUUAGCAAACAGCAGCCCGCAGAUUGCCUGCAUGCUGAGCUGGUGAUUAGGACGAGUUUAAAGUCUAGGCAGAUGGACCUUGCACAGAGCUGGGCCGUGCCUGCUUUGCAGAUGGUGGACACUAAAAGGUGGAGAGAAGCUUCCAGUUCCAUCUCCAGCACAGAGGAGGAGCAGAGUGCAUGGCCACGGGGCUGGGGCACUCAGUGGCCUUGGGGCUGUCUCCUCGUGCAGCUUCCCGGAGCUGCAAACAGACCUUCCUCUCUGCUGCCCAGGGAAGAGGGACCGAUGCUCAUCCUAACUUCAUGCUGCAUCAGAGAUGUAGAACUUCCUACCGAGUUUUCUGUCCGCGUUUCUUUUGUUUUGUUUUUUGUUUUGUUUUUGUUUUUGUUGUUUUUCCUUUUUUUUUUUUUUUAAAGCAGUUUGUUAAUAUUCAUUAAAGAAGUACUGUAUAGUUUAACUUGAUGUCAUAGCAGAUCUUUUAAACAAAAACGCGCCGUGUCCCUGCGCUCACACAGGGAUUAGGGGCGCUGGGAAAUGCCGCUGGUGCCGCAGGGCAGGAGGUAAACGGAUCAAGCAGCAAUUGGCAGGCUCAGCAAGGGGAGGCUUAACCCAGCCCAGCGCAGAUUUGUUGCCUCCUGCCCCAGAUCCUUCAGGCCAGCACCGAGCGCAGCAGGACGGGUGCCUCACACUUGGGGUUCCUCCUUACACCGCACCCGGAGGGCGGCCAGGACCCAGCAGCGCUGCUCGUGCCCCCACGGUAAGUGCCUGGGGCUGACCUGUGGCUGCUGGGCUUUCUAGGAUGUUCUCAGCUGCUCUGUUUUGGGGUCUUCUAGCUCUGAAGUCGGGCUGGCAGCCGGGAGGUGGGCAGUAGGAGAUGGUUGGUAUGGGUAAUCCCAUUUGCAGGCAGCAUGGUGCUAAUGUCUGGGAAGGUGGGGUGGGCUUGGGAUCAGCAGGAGCAUCUAUGUCAUGGGGUGUCCUGGGGUGUCCUGGGGCACGGGGUCAUGGGGUGAGUGAGCUGCAGGCAUUGUCCCUGGGCUGCUUGCAGGAGCUGCAAGUGUUCCAAAGCGUGGGAAUGGCAGUGUGCUGCACGGUGUUCCUUGCUGUCCCUUUUGUCCCCUGGAUAAUGUCUCUAUUUGCAGCUCCUUAAUCCCUUAUAUCCAUGGGGGGUGAAAGGCAAUUUCUUAGUUGGUUUCUGGUCAUCAGGCCCCUGGUGUGGGGUUUACCAGCACUCAGGCAAGAAGAUAGAGGCCCGAAUGGGAUGGGAAUUUAGGGCAGAGUGAUGCUCUUUGGAGAGGGAACAUCAGGAGAUAUCCUCAGUAUGAGCCAUCAGAUGUCCUCACUCAGCUGCCACCAGGUCACUGUGCCACAGCAAGCGGGGUGAGAAAGGGACGGAGAAGUACAGUGUUUGCUGAGCACAUGAGCUUAAAUGAAGCAGGGAGGGUGGCUCAUGGCAGGGGUGAGGCGUGGGGCUGAGCCGGCCUCGGUCUGGCUGUGCCCAAGCAGGAACAAGGAGGAAGGAAGCCCAGGACCUUUGCAAGAGGACUGAACUGGGGACGGCCGUCCCCGCUGCACGGCAAUGCUGGGCUGGAUCGAACGGGUGGUCCCACAGCCCCCAGCACAGAACCUGCCUGAGGAGAGCCCUGCGGCCCCACAGCCUGCCAAGGUGCCAGCAGGGAAGGCCAGCACAGGGGAUGCUGCGGAUGGCACGCAGGCUGUUAUCAAAGAAACAGAGAAGAAAGUGGAAUUUGCAGUCGCUGAGGACCCGGCCCCUGCAUCAGCAUCGGUGUUUGAGAGCGUGGGGAGCAGUGUGCUGUCCUGGAUCUCCCAGGGGCUGGAGAAGGUGGUCCCACAGCCAGCACCAGCUCCGGGGUCGCUGCAAGCGCUUGGGAAGAGCUUCGAGACCAGCGUUGAUGUCCCCGACCAGACAGAGGUGCAGGUCCUCAAGGAUGAGGAUGAGGAUGCUCUGGAGAUAACUCCCUUUGACCCCGAGGAGGAUGAGCUGGAUGGCUGCGAGCUGGAGGAUGGCUUGGACAUGGGCAUGGAGAGCUGGGCAGGAGCGCGCGUGCUGAGCUGGCUGGUGCAGGGCUUUGAGAGGAUGGUGCCGCAGCCAGAGGUGCCAAAAAGGCCCGAGCCGGAGCCGAAGGAGGAGCGGUGCAGUGCCACAGCAGGAGCAGGCGCAAAAGGGACUAAAAGUCGGGUGAAGCCCAAAGACAACAUCCCAGGAGUGGUGGAGCCGGCGGUGGGAGAAGGGCAGCCAGACCCAGGGACCACCACCCUCCUCCCUCGGUCCCUGGUUGGGGACAGCGGCAGCAUGUUUGGCUGGUUCGUCCAGGGGCUGGAGAAGGUGAUGCCACAGCCCGUGCCCAGGGAGAAGCAGGAUGUGCAGGGAGCAGCCACCACAGCCUUCAGCCCUGUGGAGGAAAUUCAUAUUGUCCCUGUGGAGCCCCAAGAGAUGGACCUUGUGCUGGAGGAGCUUGAUGAUGGCUGGAGAGCUGAAGGCAUGCAUGAAACAACGGGCUGGGAUGACAUAGCUGAGCUGGGAACACAGGGCUAUCCCCUUCCCCCCAUCGAGGAGGAGCUGCAAGAGGAGGAAACAAGGCUGUGGUCCUGCGCCCCGAGUGCAGCUGAAGAGCAGGAGGAGGAGGGAGAAGAGGAGAAGGAGGAGGAGGAGGAAGAGGAGGAGGAGGUGGAGGUGGAGGAGAGCACAGGGACCCUGCCCCAUUUCCUGUGCCCCUCCACAGAUGAGGGGCCAGAGGACACCUUCUAUGCAGAAGAGGCCCUCAGCUUUGCACGACGGGAAGAAGCUGAGAUAAGCGAUCUGGAAGGGGCUUUCAUACAGGUGCAAGAGCAGGCGGCGCAGGAAGAAACUGCAGGAGCAGACACUGCAGGGCUGAGGUGCUGCCCUGCUGUGGGCAUCGAGGACGUGGACGGUGGAGGUGACCCCGUGGAAGAUGAUGGCACCCGCUUGCCACUGCCCACCCCCGGCUCCCCACACAUGCUGGUGGUGCCUGGAGCCUCCCCCAGGAGGAAGGUGCCAGCCCCUGCAGAUGGCCUGGGAGAAGGGAACUGGGACGAGGAGCAGCGGGACAGCCUGCCUGAGCGCAUCGGCUCGGCCACCAGCCAGAGCAGUGCUGUCAUCCACGACCGCCUGCAGGAGCUGGUGAGGCUCUUCAAGGAGCGAACAGAGAAGGUGAAGGAGAAGCUGACUGACCCCGAUGUCACCUCUGAUGAGGAGAGCCCUACAGCAUCACCCUCCAAGCCAGCACCCACAGCACCACCCCCACCCCCGGGGGAUGCACAGGUGGGGGAAAAGCCAGCGGAGGAUGAGCACUACUGUGAGAUGCUGUGCUGCACCUUCAAGUGCCAGCCCUGGAUGGACCGCCUGAAAAGCUACCAGUUCCCCAGCAGCAUCGACCCACUCACCAAUCUGGUGUACGUGCUAUGGCUGUUCUUUGUUGUCCUGGCCUGGAACUGGAACUGCUGGCUGAUCCCUGUCCGCUGGGCCUUCCCCUACCAAACGCCAGCCAACAUCCACUACUGGCUGCUCAUGGACUACCUGUGUGACCUCAUCUACCUGCUGGACAUCGUCGUCUUUCAGACUCGCCUGCAGUUUGUCCGAGGAGGAGACAUCAUAAGCGACAAAAAGGCCAUGAAAGAGAACUACCUGCGAUCGCAACGCUUUAAGAUGGAUGUGGUGUGCCUCCUUCCCUUGGAUUUCUUCUACUUCAAAGUCGGUGUCAACCCUCUCCUGCGUUUUCCCCGCUGCCUGAAGUACCUGGCCUUCUUUGAGUUCAACAACCGCCUGGAGGCCAUCCUGAGCAAGGCGUACAUCUACAGAGUGAUUCGGACCACUGCCUACUUGCUGUACAGCUUGCAUGUGAACUCCUGCCUCUACUACUGGGCGUCAGCCUACGAAGGUCUGGGCUCCACCACCUGGGUCUACGAUGGGGAAGGAAACAGCUACAUCCGCUGCUAUUAUUGGGCAGUCAAAACCCUCAUCACCAUUGGGGGCCUGCCAGAUCCCAAGACGCUGUUUGAGAUCGUCUUCCAGCUGCUCAACUACUUCACGGGUGUCUUUGCUUUCUCUGUCAUGAUUGGGCAGAUGAGGGAUGUGGUGGGUGCUGCCACUGCCGGGCAGACGUACUACCGGAGCUGCAUGGACAGCACCAUCAAGUACAUGAACUUCUACAAAAUCCCCAGAACAGUCCAGAACCGGGUCAAAACGUGGUACGAGUACACGUGGCAUUCACAAGGCAUGCUAGACGAGUCUGAGCUGCUGGUGCAGCUGCCGGACAAGAUGCGAUUGGACAUCGCCAUCGAUGUGAACUACAGCAUCGUCAGCAAAGUGGCCCUCUUUCAGGGCUGUGACAGACAGAUGAUCUUCGACAUGCUGAAGAGGCUCCGGUCGGUGGUCUACCUGCCCAAUGAUUUUGUCUGCAAGAAGGGGGAAAUCGGCCGUGAGAUGUACAUUAUCCAGGCAGGACAAGUGCAGGUGCUGGGGGGACCUGAUGGCAAAACUGUGCUGGUGACACUGAAAGCUGGAUCGGUGUUUGGAGAAAUAAGCUUGCUGGCAGCUGGAGGAGGGAAUCGCCGAACUGCUAACGUUGUGGCUCAUGGAUUUGCCAAUCUUUUCAUUUUGGACAAGAAGGAUUUGAAUGAGAUUCUGGUGCACUACCCUGAGUCUCAGAAGCUGCUGCGUAAAAAGGCCAAGAAAAUGCUGAAAAACAAUAAUAAACCCAAAGAUGAGAAAGGAGGGCCUGGAGACCCGCUGAUCAUUCCCCCCAAAGCUGACACCCCCAAGCUUUUCCAGGCUGCUCUGGCUGCUGUGGGGAAGGCAGGAGGCAGAGGGCACCUGGCACAGCUGCGCUGGAAGCUGAGGCAGCUGAAGGCAAUGCAGGAGGCACAGGAUCCCAAUUUCAGUCCAAUACCACCAAAGUCACCGGUGCACCGGAGGUCACCCACUGCCUCCCCCAAGGCAAGGCCCCCUCCAGGAGAAGAGAUAUCCUCAAAAUCUGCUGAUAAUUUAGUCGCUAUCCGUGUGAUUCCAACAGCCCAGGAGGAUGAAGAGAUACUUGCUGCUGAGAUCUCAGAGAAAGAAGACGAGAAAGAAGACGAGAAAGAAGAGAAAUGAGAACAAAGCUGCUGUUGGGGCUGGUGGCACAAGUAGGAACUGGGCACAUGCCUUGGGUAGAAGCUUUCAGUCAUUAACUAUUCCUACAGAUUGGAAGUAGGCAUUGCUAAGUAGGUGCUGCAGGUGGGCUCUGCCUUUCUUCUCUGCUUAGACCUUCACCCACUGCCAACAGAACCCGGAGCUGUAUGAGGUGGUGAGGGAUGGGCACAGCUGCACGGGGUGGGGGUCACCAUCCCUGGGAGGGAUGUGGCACUGAGGGACAUGGUUUAGAUUGGCCACAUGUGUUGGUGAUGGUCUCAGACUAGAUGGUCUCAGUGGUCUUUCCAACCUUCGUGAUGCUAUGAUUUGAAGUUCUGUGCUCUGGAAACCUGUUCUAUUGAGCAUCUGUGUGCACGUUCCCUCUGAAUAUCAGGCCUGAGAUCUCACGGAGGGACAGCCCAGAAGAACUUGGCUUUUUAUGUCUCUGAAUGGUUAAUGAGUGCCUGCUCAGAUAAAGCAUGAAGAGUUUUUCACCUCCAAAGCUGAGUCACCCGAGGGAGAACAACAAGACUUCUCUGUUGGACCCAAGGUCGUCACAAGCAGUGGGAGCGUGACUCAUCUGGAAAGGAUCUGGGCUGCGAUCCGGAGCCAAGCACAGACUCAAAUCACCAUAGUGAGCACAUAGGGGGACCCCCCCGGCCUCACACUGCCAGCCAGCAGCUCCUGGGGGCGGAGGAGAAACCCAAACUUCAAGGAACUCCCACAUGCCCCGUGGGCACCUGCUGCUCUUAACAUCGCAGAGGAAACCCCAACCUCCUGCCCGCCUCCCUCUGUAUUUUGAGUCCUCAGCUAUUUGCACGUGGUUCCCUGCUGGGCAGAAGCAAAGUGCUUGGCGGUACAGAAAUACCUCCAUAAACAAACCAGGAAACGUGGCAAAGUCAGGCUGAUGUGCUGCUGUGAUUUGAUAUGGUUUAGUGGAACAGUUUACAUUGGUAGUGCUCUGUAACAGCUUUCAUCAUCCACCCUAUCUACAAUAAACACACUUAGG
Phasianus colchicus (ring-necked pheasant) is the source of this 6356-nucleotide messenger RNA. NCBI's taxonomy places the organism in Eukaryota, Metazoa, Chordata, Aves, Galliformes, Phasianidae. The record is from RefSeq and is a predicted model, not a curated record.